Messenger RNA from Haliotis rubra (blacklip abalone), 1205 nucleotides. Its product is annotated as eukaryotic translation initiation factor 3 subunit F-like. Gene Ontology annotation, cellular component: eukaryotic translation initiation factor 3 complex, eIF3m. Gene Ontology annotation, molecular function: translation initiation factor binding; translation initiation factor activity; metallopeptidase activity. Gene Ontology annotation, biological process: translational initiation. The record is from RefSeq and is a predicted model, not a curated record. The transcript is spliced from 8 exons. Bases 35 to 859 code for a protein of 274 amino acids. Lineage: Eukaryota; Metazoa; Mollusca; Gastropoda; Lepetellida; Haliotidae.
CCAUUAACUCCACAGCUAUUUCUUUUCCUCCAAAAUGGCGACUCACCUCGUGUGCCGGGUUCAUCCUGUGGUCCUUUUCAGUAUUGUUGAUUCGUACGAACGAAGAAAUGAAGACUCCAAACGAGUUAUUGGCACCCUGCUUGGAUGUUAUGACAAAGGUGCAGUAGAAGUGACAAACUGUUUUGCUGUGCCACACAAUGAAUCAGAUGAUGAGGUGGCCAUUGAUAUUGAGUAUGCCAGAAACAUGUAUGAGCUGUACCGCAAGGUUAAUGCAGCAGAAGUUAUCGUGGGCUGGUACUCUACCAGCGGGGACGUGUCAAGCCACUCAGUGUUGAUCCAUGAGUACUACUCCAGAGAGGCCAAGAACCCAGUACAUCUCACCGUCGACACAACAGUCAAGACCGGCAAACUUGGGAUGAAGGCAUAUGUCAGCACUCCAAUGGGCGUCCCAGGAAGAACUGUUGGAACAAUGUUUACACCAGUGACUAUCGACAUCGUCAGAUACGAGCCAGAACAGAUUGGAGUGAAUGUGCUGCAGCAGGGGAAGACUGUCAACAAGAGGAGUGUGUCCAUGUCUUCUGACCUGGCUCUUGUUGAGAGCUCCACAAAGAAGCUGAAGGAAAUCAUUGUCCUCGUCUUGUCCUACGUCGAUGAUGUCCUGAGUGGCAAGUUACCUGCUGACAGCAAGACAGGGAGGAUGCUAAUGAACAUCGUCACCAGUAUACCCCACACAGACACAGAGGACUUUGAGUCUAUGCUGAAUUCCAACAUGAAGGACUUGCUGAUGGUGGUGUACCUGACGAAUCUCACCCGGACACAGCUGGCUCUCAACGAGAAGCUCAGUCAGCUCUCCUCAUAACUACAGCCCUAUUUAUGUAUGCCCACCUUUGUAUCAUAGUCCUCAAUAAAUCAUUGUCAGGAGACACGGUUGAGUUGGGAAAUAACAGGAACUUUGCCUCUGAGGAGUGUGGGAUUUUUAUGCUGUAUUGCAGCAAUAUUUCAUGGUGGUUGCCUAAAAUAGGGGUUUCGACCUGGGCCCUGUUCUACAAGGUGGUUGCUGUUACCAUCACCAUAGAGCUACACUUGCAUUGUAGACAGGGCCCAGAUUUACUUCAGAGGGAGUCAUAUGCUGCUGCUCUAACUACUAGGAUAUGAAAGGAUAUCUGACUGACUUAUCAAGUGUAGGCUUUACAUGUUGUACCAGU